CUUGCCGGCCAGUACACGGGCGCACUCCGCGCACGAUUUAUCUAUCCGCGUAUCUCGCGUUGAACACGCGACGCGUUUUUGCGUACGUGUGUGGCGAGACUAUCGUCGCAUCACUUUUCGACACUUUCUUCGCGACAUUGACAUUCGUAUGACCGACAAAAAAGAACAGACUGAUCGCUCACCGAAUUGCACGAAAUCACGACACGCGCGCGGAACUGUCAAGCACUAGCGUGAAGCGUCGUGCGCUCCCGCGAUAGAAAAUCGAUAUGAGCACUGCGAGGUAUGACCUACCGCGCCUUACGUCAAUACGGAGCAAUCGAUGUGCACUGGCCGGCGAGGUCUCCGGCGGAUCUGACUCCAUUUUUCUUGUGGAGUACUGUGAAACAGUGAACAGUGAAUGCGUGAACAAUCGCGAGAAACGCGCUCGAUCGAAACAAUCGUUGCGCGAUGCACGGGGCUCCUUUGAUGUGCGAUGUCCCUGAGCGCGGAAAAAUUCAGCGCAUCGAUUGGAGAACUUUUGCUCUUCAUAACGCCGAAAUUACGACACCCUCGACAUUUUGCCAAAGGAACUUUCGUCUCAGAACAACGUCAGGAGUCUACCCUGAACCGGUUAUUCGCACAAGGCGCAUGUUCGACUACCAAUCGCCACCUCUAUUUCUGUAGACGUUGAGCGCGUGUGCCAGAGAGACUGACUGUUCAGUGCGGCUUAGACUUCAACCGGACGGAGUCUGGCCUACCACGUUCCCGGCAGUGACACAAAAUACCAAGAAUAGUUAUUGAAAAGUUACUAGAAACACAGUACCAUGUGUUAAAAGACAAGAAGCGAUUAUUUGCUUAGUUUGAAUCUGACCGCAGAACGAAACAAUCGCGCACGGAAAAAACUACCUUUAAAACGCAAACACUAGUCAAAUAUAUAAGUGGCCUAAAAAUAUUUUUUACAAGAAAAUAGUCUAUUUUGCUAGGCUAAAGUGUUAGUUAAAGUAUAAGUAGCUAAGUUCGUCUUUUAGUUUUAUAGACGAUCCUAAUUAAAGUAGUAAAACAGUGACAAUAUUGCGAAUUUAACAAAAACACACAACUAGCAAAAUGCAUUCCAUACGUGCUCAUCAGGCCUUGAGCAAACACAGAAGCGCGUUACACAUAUGGAAAAUCGCCACAAAAUACUUCGGUACAGAUGUGGAAUACAGACCGAUCAGAAGUGUCCUCGUCGCCAAUCGAGGGGAAAUUGCUAUUCGUGUAUUUCGUGCCUGCACGGAGCUCGGCAUUCGCUCCGUGGCGAUUUAUUCGGAGCAAGAUAAGAUGCAGAUGCACCGACAGAAAGCGGACGAAGGUUACUUAGUAGGUAGAGGCUUACCUCCUGUUCAAGCUUACCUCAACAUCCCGGAGAUUAUUCAAGUUGCCAAGGAGAAUGACGUCGAUGCUAUACAUCCUGGUUAUGGAUUUCUUUCGGAGAGAUCGGAUUUUGCUCAAGCAGUGACUGAUGCUGGCAUCAGAUUUAUCGGGCCUAGUCCUAAAGUCGUCCAGCAAAUGGGUGACAAGGUAGCUGCCAGACAAGCCGCGAUUGAAGCUGGAGUGCCUAUUGUUCCGGGAACAGAUGGACCAGUAACAACUUCUGAUGAAGCGUUGGAAUUCUGUAUGAAGCACGGGCUUCCGGUUAUCUUUAAGGCGGCGUAUGGAGGUGGAGGACGAGGUAUGAGAGUCGUAAAACAAAUGGAAGAAGUUCGCGAAAUGUUCGAUCGUGCAUCUUCAGAAGCGGCAGCUGCUUUUGGAAAUGGUGCAAUGUUUAUUGAGAAAUUCAUCGAGAGGCCACGACAUAUUGAAGUUCAAUUACUCGGGGAUAAUGCUGGCAAUGUUGUGCAUUUAUUUGAACGCGACUGUUCUGUGCAACGUCGUCAUCAAAAGGUCGUCGAGAUUGCGCCAGCUCCAUCAUUAUCGUCCAAGGUUCGCGAGAAAAUGACCGAAUACGCCGUCAAAUUGGCGAGACACGUUGGUUACUCGAAUGCCGGUACUGUCGAAUUUUUGGUCGACGAAUCCGGAAAUUUCUAUUUUAUUGAAGUCAAUGCCAGAUUACAAGUUGAACAUACAGUAACCGAGGAAAUAACCGGAAUCGAUCUCGUACAAUCUCAGAUUCGAAUCGCCGAAGGCAUGACGUUACGAGAGCUCGGUAUGACGCAGGAAAAAAUUGUGCCUCAAGGAUUCGCGAUCCAGUGUCGAGUAACCACGGAGGAUCCAGCUAAGAACUUCCAACCAGAUACCGGAAGAAUAGAAGUCUUCCGCUCCGGCGAGGGCAUGGGCAUCCGAUUAGACGGUGCCUCCGCAUUUGCUGGAGCUAUAAUCUCGCCGUAUUACGAUUCACUUCUCGUUAAGGUGAUCGCCCACGCCGGCGACCUUCAAUCAUCGUGCGCCAAGAUGAACCGAGCGCUCCGCGAGUUCCGUGUGCGCGGAGUAAAGACAAAUAUACCAUUUCUGCUAAAUGUUUUAGAAAAUCAAAAGUUCCUCAACGGUAUUGUCGACACAUACUUCAUCGAUGAGAACCCGCAGCUCUUUCGGCUGCAACCGAGCCAAAACCGAGCGCAAAAAUUGCUAAAUUACAUCGGUUCGGUCCUGGUGAACGGUCCGAGUACGCCGUUAGCUACUCAACUCAAACCGGCAGACAUCAAACCGCAUAUUCCGCAAAUUGCUUUAGACUUUGCUAAGCUUGCAGCUGCAGAAGAAACCAAUGAUCCCGAUGCACCAGACAUUCUGGAUCCUCCGAAAGGAUUCCGUCAUAUUUACAAAGAGCAAGGACCGGAAGCAUUCGCCAAGGCUAUCAGACAACACAAGGGUCUGCUUCUAAUGGACACUACGUUCCGUGACGCUCAUCAAUCCCUGCUGGCGACUCGUGUACGGUCGCAUGAUCUAAUGAUGAUCUCCCCAUUCGUCGCGCACAAAUUCAGCAAUCUCUACUCGCUAGAAAACUGGGGCGGCGCGACCUUCGAUGUAGCCUUGAGAUUCCUUCACGAGUGUCCCUGGGAAAGGCUAGAAGAUAUGCGUAAGGCUAUACCCAAUAUUCCAUUCCAAAUGCUGCUGAGAGGCGCUAACGCUGUCGGCUAUACGAACUAUCCCGACAACGUCGUUUUCAAGUUCUGCGACCUGGCUGUGAAAACCGGCAUGGACGUCUUCAGGGUAUUCGACUCGCUCAAUUACCUGCCGAAUCUUAUCUUAGGUAUGGAGGCCGCCGGAAAGGCCGGUGGUAUCGUUGAAGCGGCGAUUUCUUACACGGGCGAUGUGAGCAAUCCAAAUCGUACAAAAUACAACCUGAAAUAUUAUACAGAUCUAGCGGACGAGUUAGUCAAAGCGGGCACUCAUGUCCUAGCAAUCAAAGAUAUGGCUGGAUUACUUAAACCGAGAGCAGCCGAGUUGCUGAUCGAUGCGAUCAGACAGAAACAUCCGGAUGUACCUCUUCACAUACACACACACGAUACUGCUGGAGCUGGAGUGGCUUCUAUGUUGGCAUGUGCGAAGAGCGGCGCGGACGUUGUGGAUGUUGCCGUUGACAGCAUGUCCGGCAUGACCAGUCAACCUUCCAUGGGCGCAGUCGUUGCGUCUCUUCAGGGAACGGACAUUGACACAAAACUGGAUCUCUCUGACGUCUCCGAGUACUCUGCAUAUUGGGAACAAACGAGAACGCUUUAUGCGCCUUUCGAAUGCACAACAACGAUGAAAUCCGGAAACGCAGACGUCUACCUGAACGAAAUUCCUGGUGGCCAGUACACGAAUCUACAAUUUCAAGCUUUUUCACUUGGUCUGGGUGAAUUUUUCGAAGACGUGAAGAAGGCAUACAGAGAGGCCAAUCUUUUGCUCGGCGACAUCAUCAAAGUCACACCGAGCUCGAAGGUUGUCGGUGACCUGGCGCAAUUUAUGGUUCAGAAUAAACUGACCGCCGACGACGUUUUGAAAAAGGCAGAAGAAUUAUCGUUUCCUAAAUCGGUGGUCGAAUUUCUUCAAGGCGCUAUUGGUGAACCUUACGGAGGAUUCCCUGAGCCUUUCAGGUCAAAGGUCCUCAAAGACAUGCCGCGAGUACAAGGCAGACCAGGCGCGAGUUUAGCAUCCCUGGAUUUCAAUACCUUGAAGAAGGAGCUGCAAGAAUCUCAUCCGCACGUCACUGAAAAAGAUGUCAUGUCAGCUGCGCUUUAUCCUAAAGUGACGAAAGACUAUUUAAAUUUCAAAGAACAGUAUGGUCCGGUAGAUAAAUUGGAGACGCGAAUCUUCCUCACGGGACCUAAAGUGGGCGAGGUAUUCGAUGUCACCAUCGAGAAGGGCAAAACACUUGGUAUUAAAACUCUGGCGGUUGCCGAAGAUCUCACGGCGAACGGUGAACGCGAAGUGUUCUUCGAGAUGAAUGGCCAGUUGAGAUCUGUCUUCAUCAAAGAUAAAGAGGCUAUAAAGGAACUUCACGUACAUCCGAAAGCGGCGAAGGGUGACAGCAAUCAAUUGGGAGCACCGAUGCCCGGCGAAGUGAUCGACAUCAGGGUAAAAGUAGGCGACACUGUGGAGAAAGGUGCACCAUUAAUCGUACUGUCCGCUAUGAAGAUGGAGAUGGUCGUGCAGGCACCUAAAGCAGGAAAAAUCAAAAGUCUCGCCAUCAGUCAGGGCAUGAGAUUGGAAGGGGAUGAUCUCCUCCUGACAUUCGAGUAAACUCUCACGCCGAUGAGACCGAUCGUCUCUAGAAGUCAAUUCACAACUACUUUACGUAAAGACAUGAAAUAUUUAUUAUAGACAAUAUUUACUUUGAUAGUGCAUGUGGAAGCAAGAUCUUCAAAUGCUUUUGCUGACUUCGGGAUCCAGAUUUUCAUUGCAUGUUGUUAUAACAUUAUAUUAUUAGUGGUGAUUAUCUUGUCCAGAAUUAUCGAUCACUGUACAUUCAAAGUACAUUUAUAGUAAAUGCGAUACUUUAUUCAUGGGUUUCUGUCGCACACUGACAGACUUUUUUGAUAAUUUUAUUUCUUAGAUUAUAUGUAUAAGAUCACAUCUUAUACAGGAUGUUCGAAAAUUCAUAAUAUAGAUUCGUCUGUUGUAAAUAUCCGUUUAAUAUAAAUAUAGGUCUAUUUAGACACUAAGAUACAUUUAUUCAUUUUGUCACGCAAAAGAAAUUAUUUCUCCAAAGUAGAAUCUUUGCAGCUUUAUUUUGGAGUAUUUCGAACAUCCUGCAUGUAUCACUUGUAUAUGAUACAAGUAGCCAAUACAAUUAAUGUGAUACAAUCAAACGAAGCUGCCUAAGGAAUAUCAAUUACUACAAAAAAAAAUAUACAGCAGUCAUAUAAGUAAAAAAUUCGAUAAUAAAACUACCAUUUCGUGAUGCGACAAAUUCGUCGAGAUUUUUGUAUAACAAUCAAUCAAUUGGUGAAUGUAUCUGUGAAAAAUUCACAUUCGAUUAUACAAAAAAAAACAUUCGUUAUUCUUUUUUAUAUUUUUAAACAAAUCAAUGUAAGUAGUGUAGAUUUUUAAAAGUACAAACAAUCGCAAUCAACCUGAAAUAAAAUUAAUACGCUUAGAAUAUCAAAAAAUUGUCAGGUUUAGUUAUUUUCAGCGCAUCAAUAUUCAAAUGUACAUAUUUUAUUGCAAUAUAAACUGAUUAUCCCUGUUAUUGUUCAUCUCAUCUGUUCAUAAAUGUACAAAAAAAAAAAAAACGGAAAAAAGAUCAGGGGCAAGAUUCUAUAUUAAUUGUAGAAAAUGUAUAUUAAAUGUUCCUCGUAGCAAACAAUAUGCAUAUAAGUUCCUGAUAAUUUAAUUACGAUAUCGAACCAAGUCUUCACGAACAAUUUAGCAAAUCUAUGAAAAAAAAAGAUUUAUUCAAGGAACAAAGAUAAGAAUAUUUCUGAAGAGUCUUGUCUGUCUUCAAGAUCUCGAAUAUUCUAUAAGCAAUGUACUACAGAACAAUGCAAAAUUCUAUGUGCCUGUGUUACGAGAACAAAUAAUUAAUAUAUCUUACAAAUAAUAAAUUAAUAAAAUUAAUUAAUUCUAGCGAGACAUUUGGAUCGUUUUGGCCUCAUUCAAUAUUUAAUAUUUGAUUUUUUUCAAUUAAAUAAUAUAUACAUUUCGAAUUUUAGAUAAAUAUACACAACUACAUGUGUGCGAAAAUCCAUUAUUAUACUUUAUUAAUUGAAUAAUUAUUUUAUAUUUUAAU
This is a messenger RNA of Linepithema humile (Argentine ant), 6163 nucleotides long. RefSeq names its product Pyruvate carboxylase (gene PCB). Gene Ontology annotation, molecular function: metal ion binding; pyruvate carboxylase activity; ATP binding. The record is from RefSeq and is a predicted model, not a curated record. Gene Ontology annotation, biological process: gluconeogenesis; pyruvate metabolic process. Gene Ontology annotation, cellular component: cytoplasm. Lineage: Eukaryota; Metazoa; Arthropoda; Insecta; Hymenoptera; Formicidae.